AUGGAUAAAAAAGAUCAAUUAUAUAAACAAAUGUCAAUGGAUAGUAAUAGUGGAUUAAAUUUUGAACAAUUAAAGAAAUUAAAAGUGGAAGAGUAUAUAGAGUUUCAAUAUAAUCGUCAAAUUGAACUUUUAAAUAAAUAUACAGAAAAUAAAAUCCAAGAAAUUGUAAAUCACAAAGAAAAAUUAAAAAGAGAAUUAAUUGAACAACAAAGAAAUCAAGAAAAUUAA
Dictyostelium discoideum AX4 is the source of this 228-nucleotide messenger RNA. RefSeq lists its product as hypothetical. The transcript has a single exon. The record is from RefSeq and is a predicted model, not a curated record. Bases 1 to 228 code for a protein of 75 amino acids. NCBI's taxonomy places the organism in Eukaryota, Evosea, Eumycetozoa, Dictyosteliales, Dictyosteliaceae.